Molecule: messenger RNA, 5899 nt
Organism: Neopsephotus bourkii (Bourke's parrot)
Lineage: Eukaryota; Metazoa; Chordata; Aves; Psittaciformes; Psittacidae
Gene: GLI3
Product: GLI family zinc finger 3
Exons: 14
Coding region: 968-5518 (1516 amino acids)
Biological process (GO): regulation of transcription by RNA polymerase II; smoothened signaling pathway
Cellular component (GO): nucleus
Molecular function (GO): DNA-binding transcription factor activity, RNA polymerase II-specific; RNA polymerase II cis-regulatory region sequence-specific DNA binding
Source: RefSeq, a predicted model, not a curated record
UGAUCAGGGGGACUGUGAGCACAAUUACCUUCUUUUCAAAUCCUUCUGUGACACUGCGGGAGGAAAAAGGACUUUGAAACUUGAAAGGAAAGAGCUUGCUUUCAACCUCAAAAGCUAGGAGGAAAGGGCUCUGAAAUUUGCUCAGUAUUCCCAAUUCACCAUUAGCCUGUUUCUUCCUUUAGCCUCAAGGCAUUCUCCGCUUUUUGAAAAGAUGUUAAGAAAUUCAGUCACAAUAGAGAGCCUAGUUUUGAACAUGUUUCACUCGGUCCAUUGAGGUCUGGUCUUCAGCCUUUGUGUGGGGUGAAUUGAGCUGAGCAGCAAGCUGGUUGGGGAGAGGUGAAUGAGCAGUCUCUGUGCAGUCACAAAUUCUGGCAAAGAAAAGAUUACCCUUUCCUUUAUUUUACAAUAUGCAUUCCUGUACAAUCCUGCUAGUGGCAAUAUGCGGAGCCGAGCUUGUGCUUAGGUCAAUAUGGAGCACUUGGUUUAUAGCAACUCUUGUUAAGUUUGUCUUGUAAUUGAAGCUGCUGUUGACCUUGCUUGGAGACCAUUUGUAAAACCGUUUAUUUAGCAUAAACUGAAAUAAUAAACCCUCCUUCUCUUAGGCCGAUUGUGAUAGGGUGACAUUAGUUUGAUUUAAUGAUUAGCCGCCUGACCCCUCAGCUAGAGAGAGCUGCUUGAAUAGGGAGAGUUCACUAGGAAGCACACAGGAAGAAUACUAAUGAGCUUGUUAAAUUUAGCAUGGCACCAACCACUUUUAAUUCCUCUAAUGGGAGAAGCACUGCCUCAGAGUGGGGGGGAAGGGAGAGAGACAGCCAGAAGGAGAGGGAGGAAUGCCCACGUCCCAGUAAGCCAGAGAAACUUGGGCAAGAGAAGAGCUUGGAGGGAGCAUCAGCCAGGGUCUCUUGGACUGAGUUAGGAUGAAAGUCCUGGGCAGACCUAUCACAGAGAGAGAAGGAACGCGAUCACAAUGCAGCCGCAGGGUGGGCAAGGCCUCGGCAAGAUCAGUGAAGAGCCUUCCACGUCGAGUGAGGAAAGGGCCUCAUUAAUCAAGAAGGAGAUCCAUGGAUCUAUAUCGCACCUUCCCGAACCUUCUGUACCUUACCGUGGGACGCUGUUUACCAUGGACCCCCGAAACGGUUACAUGGACCCUCAUUACCAUCCGCCUCACCUCUUCCCAGCAUUCCACCCUCCUGUACCUAUUGAUGCGAGACAUCAUGAGGGGCGCUACCAUUACGAACCAUCUCCCAUUCCUCCUCUGCAUGUGCCUUCUGCUUUAUCAAGUAGCCCAACAUACUCAGAGCUUCCAUUCCUUAGAAUUUCCCCACACCGAAAUCCUGCUGCAACAUCAGAGUCUCCCUUCAGCACCCCUCACCCUUACAUUAACCCCUACAUGGACUACAUCAGGUCCCUGCACAGCAGCCCAUCCCUCUCCAUGAUCUCAGCGGCCCGUGGGCUCAGCCCAACAGACGCUCCACACGCUGGCGUCAGCCCAGCUGAAUAUUACCAUCAGAUGGCUCUGUUGGCAGGCCAGCGCAGCCCAUACGCAGACAUCAUUCCUUCAGCUGCCACUGCAGGAGCCGGUGCUCUUCAUAUGGAAUAUCUUCACGCCAUGGAUAGUGCCAGGUUUCCGAGUCCAAGAUUGUCAGCUAGACCAAGCCGGAAGCGCACGUUGUCCAUAUCCCCCCUGUCUGAUCACAGCUUUGACCUUCAGACCAUGAUACGGACAUCUCCAAAUUCCUUGGUCACAAUUCUGAAUAACUCUCGUAGCAGUUCCUCAGCCAGUGGUUCUUAUGGCCACUUAUCUGCAAGUGCAAUAAGCCCUGCUUUGAGUUUCACAUACCCUCCUACACCGGUAUCCCUCCAGCAAAUGCAUCAGCAAAUUAUAAGUCGUCAGCAAACCCUAGGUUCGGCCUUUGGACACAGCCCUCCACUCAUCCAUCCUGCUCCAACGUUUCCUACCCAGAGACCUAUCCCUGGCAUCCCCAGUGUCCUGAACCCUGUCCAGGUCAGCUCUGGACCUUCUGAGUCCACACAGCAGAAUAAACCCACAAGCGAAUCUGCAGUGAGCAGCACUGGAGAUCCCAUGCACAACAAGCGCUCCAAGAUAAAGCCCGACGAGGACCUCCCCAGCCCAGGAGCAGGAAGCGUGCAGGAACAGCCAGAAGGAAUGACCCUGGUAAAAGAGGAAGGGGACAAAGAUGAAAGCAAACAGGAACCUGAAGUGGUCUACGAGACAAACUGCCACUGGGAAGGCUGUUCCCGGGAGUUUGACACGCAGGAACAGCUAGUGCAUCACAUAAACAAUGACCAUAUCCACGGUGAGAAGAAAGAGUUUGUGUGCCGAUGGCUGGACUGUUCCCGGGAGCAGAAACCAUUCAAAGCCCAGUAUAUGCUGGUGGUCCACAUGCGGAGACAUACAGGGGAAAAGCCACACAAAUGCACUUUUGAAGGUUGUACAAAGGCCUACUCCAGACUAGAAAACUUGAAAACGCACUUGAGAUCUCACACUGGAGAGAAACCGUAUGUGUGUGAACAUGAAGGCUGCAACAAAGCUUUCUCCAACGCAUCCGACAGGGCCAAGCACCAAAACAGGACUCAUUCCAAUGAGAAACCAUAUGUUUGCAAGAUACCGGGCUGCACAAAGCGCUACACAGACCCCAGUUCUCUCCGGAAACAUGUGAAGACCGUGCAUGGUCCAGAGGCACAUGUCACCAAGAAACAGCGGGGAGAUAUCCACCCAAGGCCUCCGCCACCAAGAGACCCAGGCAGCCACUCCCAGACCCGGUCACCAGGCCAUCAGACUCAGGGUGCAAUUGGUGAGCAGAAGGACCUCAGCAACACUACCUCAAAGCGUGAAGAAUGCCUCCAAGUGAAAGCGGUCAAGUCAGAAAAACCAAUGACAUCUCAGCCAAGCCCUGGUGGUCAGUCUACAUGCAGCAGCGAACAGUCCCCCAUCAGCAACUAUUCCAACAAUGGGAUCGAGCUUACUCUGACCGGUGGUGGUAGUGUAGGAGACCUCAGUGUCAUCGAUGAAACCCCAAUCAUGGACUCUACCAUUUCCACAGCCACCACAGCACUUGGCUUACAGGCCAGGAGGAAUAUGACAGGGACCAAAUGGAUGGAGCAAGUGAAAUUAGAAAGGUUGAAACAAGUUAAUGGAAUGCUUCCAAGACUGAACCCCCUUCCACCUUCCAAAGCCCCGACCUUGCCGCCUCUCAUAGGAAAUGGUACCCAGUCGAACAGCAGCUGCAGUGUAGGAGGAUCCAUGACUAUUCUGCCGAACAGGAACGAACUUUCGAGUACAGACAUCACUGUGUUGAACAUGCUGAACAGGAGGGACAGCAAUACUAGCACAAUCAGUUCAGCCUACCUGAGCAGCCGCAGGUCCUCUGGAAUCUCACCUUGCUUCUCCAGCCGGAGGUCCAGCGAUGCCUCCCAGGCAGAGGGGAGACCGCACAACGUGAGUGUUGCAGACUCCUAUGACCCCAUCUCGACGGAUGCCUCCCGGCGCUCCAGUGAAGCGAGCCAGUGUGAUGACCUGCCAAGUCUUCUCAGCCUCACCCCGGCCCAGCAAUACAGGCUGAAAGCUAAAUACGCAGCAGCUACUGGUGGACCCCCACCAACUCCACUGCCUAACAUGGAGAGGAUGAGCCUCAAAACAAGGAUGGCACUCUUGGGUGACUGCAGGGAGUCUGGAGUAUCUCCACUGCCUUCAGUGAAUGCCCCUCGAAGAUGUAGUGACGGUGGGGCAAAUGGUUACAGCAGGAGGCAUUUUCUGUCUCAUGAUGCUUUAGGAAACGGAACAAGAAGAGCCAGUGAUCCAGUGAGAAUGGCCUCCGACAGCCUCUCUCUCCCUAGAGUCCAGCGUUUCAACAGUCUUAAUAGCUUUAACCCUCCUGCUUUGCCUCCAUCCACGGAAAAGCGCAACCUUGUUCUUCAGAACUAUACCCGUUCUGAGGGUGGCGUCUUCCGCGGCUUCAGCUCCCCAUGUCCUCCGAGCAUCAGCGAGAACGUCGCCCUGGAGGCUGCUACAAUGGAAGCAGGUGGCAGUCUGAAUGAUGAGGAUCUCCUGCCAGAUGAUGUGGUUCAGUAUCUGAAUUCCCAGAACCAGGGCAUGUAUGACCACUUGUUGAACAAUGUCCUAGAUGGCAACAAAAUGCAUCACAGCUCAGUGUUAGGAAACAACAACCCCAGCAACUUCGACCAAGCCCCUCCACCGAGCAGUCAGCAGGCAGGUUCAGAGGCAAACAAAAGCGACUUGCCCAUUCAGUGGAAUGAAGUAAGCUCAGGGAGUUCUGACUUAUCUUCUUCAAAACUGAAAUGUGGCCAGCGCUCAGCAGUGCAGCAGUCUCGGGCCUUAAGACUGUAUAACAAUAUGAUGGUUCAGCAGCAGAGUCUGGAGAGAAGCAACAUGGUCCAGCAGAACGGCUAUCAGAACCUGAUGGAGAGCACUGGUUCCUAUGGUUUACAGCAAAACAUGGUUCUUGGCAGCGGAGCUGGCAAUUCUUUCAGCAUGCAGCCCAAUAAGCCUUACAGCGAAAGCAUCGGAAGGCAAGCUAUGAUGGCUGGGGCAAUGGACAAUUCAUGUGGCGUGGCAGUUCAAGGGCAGAAGUUAAGAAGUAGCAACAUGCCACUGAGUGGGAACCCACAAAAUUUCGGCCAUCCCAUGGUAUCCAGCGAUCAAGCCACCAGUAUGGCAAAUGGGAUACAGAACAGGAAUAUGAUGGAACAGGAAUAUUUGCAAAACCAGCCAGUUGGGGAUGGCGUUCAUUACCAGGGAGUCGAUCAAUCCGGUCAAAUGAUGCUAGGGCAGGUUAGUCCUACCUCACAAAGCAGCCUGUACCAAGGGCCACAGGGUUGUCCACCAGUGUCUCACACCACUGGUAACCAGCCUUCAGGUUUGUUGGUGUCCAAAAGUUACCAGCCAUGUGCUAACUACAGCGGCAACAGACGGCAGAACAUGCUGAGAAGCAACCUGGCACAACAGCAAGGACACAUAAGUGAUGGCAACCAGGCGUACAGGGUAAACACCAUUAAGAUGGAGAUGCAAGGUCAAUCACAGGAGUUCUGCUCUAACAUACAGAAUUACUCUGGUCAGUUAUAUGACCAAACCAUGGGCUUUAGCCACCAAGCUAUGAAAACAGGUUCUUUCUUUGGUUCGGAAGCUAACUGCCUGCUGCAGGGGACUGCAACUGCAAACUCAUCUGAGCUUCUUUCCCCGGGGGCUAACCAAGUGUCGAGCACAGUUGACAGCAUUGACAGCACCAGUCUAGAGGGCGUGCAGAUUGAUUUCGAUGCCAUCAUAGAUGAUGGGGACCACGUCAGCUUAAUUUCAGGAGCCCUAAGCCCGAGUAUCAUUCAGAAUCUCUCCCGCAAUUCCUCACGCCUCACCACUCCCCGAGCGUCUCUUACAUUCCCAGCUAUGCCUGUAAGCACAACCAACAUGGCUAUUGGGGACAUGAGCUCUUUGUUGACCUCACUUGCAGAAGAAAGCAAGUUUCUUGCUGUUAUGCAAUAGACAUAAAGAACAAAACAAAACAAAAAGAACCCUUAGGAAAUAACAGAUGAAAAAGACUCAUAUUUUUUAGUUGUGUAUGUAUUUUAGCAAUCUCAUCUCACCUAAAUGGGAUGUGUUUCAAGUAUAUUCCUUUUAUGGAAUAAGGACUCUGAAAACCCUAAAGUGUUCUAGGGAGAAACUGUCUUCCAUUUCAGUUUUGAAUCAGUAUUGCUACACCCAUUCCUCCCUCCCCUUUUCUCUCUCUCUCCCCUCCUCCCCCUUUUGAAUGUCUGUAUGCUUCCUUUUGCCUUUUUUUAAUUGUAAACCAAUGUAAACGUGUGAAGUGCAUGUUUUUGUUUUGUUUGGGGAUUUUUUUAUUUUAAGAAAGGUCUGAUGAAAUAA